Messenger RNA from Guillardia theta CCMP2712, 693 nucleotides. RefSeq lists its product as hypothetical. Lineage: Eukaryota; Cryptophyceae; Pyrenomonadales; Geminigeraceae. The transcript has 6 exons. Bases 1 to 693 code for a protein of 230 amino acids. The record is from RefSeq and is a predicted model, not a curated record.
AUGGUCAUCUUCAACAAGUCCCUUGUUAUCAUGUCAUUCCCCUGGUGCGAUGAUCAAGCAGAAAAGCAGGCGGUAGUUCGCCGACCCCAGUCAAAAUCAGGGGCAGGUGGCUGCCCAUGGGCUCAGGAUGACGAUGCGGAUGAGUUCAAACGAGGACCACCGAGUAACAGAGGAAAGCGCACGGGCAUUCCGAAUCAAUCUCCGCAGUAUGAGGCUGCUGGAAAGCCGCUGUCCAUGAAGCCUUCUGGUGGACAAGGACCCCCAUGGGCGGCCACCGAUGCUGACUCUUGGGCCCCCCCAUCAAACGCUUAUGGUGCUGGUGUUUUGAUGCCGCCGAAGGGCGCCGAACUCCACGUUCCAUAUGAUCAUGCGCCAUACUAUGCGCAGCCUCUGCCAGAUGAGGUAGACUACCCGGAGAUCGACUACCAUGAGCCAGCUCCAAGACCGAUGGAUGCUUACAAGUACCGAGGAGCUGCCCCCUGGGCACAGGACGAGGAGGAGCCCAUGGUCUCUGUGUCCAAAUCUUCCUUCGCUGCCCCCAAGUCUGUGAAUCAGCCUUCUCAGAUUCACCAGUCCUCCAACCACAUAGACAACGCGACUGCUCAGCGAGUUACUGCCGAAACGAGACUUGCUGCAAAAGCCAUCCGAGCUAGGAUGCAGGGCGCAGGCAACGUUCUUACUUGGGCCCAGUAA